UCCAGCGCGUCGCAUCGCGCAUCGCCUCGCGGUGUUCAGCACCACGGACAGCAGCACCGCACGAGCCCAGCGCUCAGCUCACCUGGCCCCGCAGAGAUAUCUCUAUUUUCACCCCUUUUUUUCGGCUUAUAGAAGAAGAAGAAGAAGAAGAAGAAGAAGAAGAAGUGUGGACCGACGGAGAGCACCUGACGUCACCAUGCCAGGUGGAGAGUGAAGGGAGCUUCGGGUCGUGAGGAGGAGGAGGAGGAGGAGGAAGAGGAGGAGGAGGAGGAACACUGCGGGUGAGCUUUGGGGUGGCCCUCUCCUCUCCAUCUCGGUGGUGGUGAACACCUUUCUGGACGCUCGGAUGAUGAUGGACGGCUGGCCGCCGCUGCUGCUGCUGCUGCUGCUGGCUCUCCUCGCCAUUACGGGAGGCGGCCUCGGGGCUGACACAGAGGAGAGGUUGGUGGAGCAUCUCUUAAACCCUGCCCACUACAACAAACUGAUCCGUCCUGCGACUAAUGGCUCCGAGCUGGUUACCGUGCAGCUGAUGGUGUCGCUGGCCCAGCUUAUCAGCGUGCAUGAAAGAGAGCAGGUGAUGACCACCAACGUCUGGCUAACACAGGAGUGGCAGGACUAUCGUCUGACUUGGGUCCCGGAGGAGUUUGAUGGGAUGCUGAAGGUCAGGCUGCCCUCAAAACACAUCUGGCUGCCGGACGUGGUGCUCUACAACAAUGCUGACGGGGUGUACGAGGUGUCGUUCUACUCUAACGCCGUGGUCUCCUACGACGGCAGUAUCUUCUGGUUGCCCCCAGCCAUCUACAAGUCGGCCUGUAAGAUCGAGGUCAAGCACUUCCCCUUUGACCAGCAGAACUGCACGCUGCGCUUCCGCUCCUGGACCUACGACCGCACCGAGAUCGAUCUGGUUCUCCGCGCCGACGUGGCCAGCAUGGACGACUUCACGCCCAGCGGCGAGUGGGACAUCAUCGCCCUGCCGGGCAGACGAAACGAGAACCCGGCCGACCCCACCUACGUGGACAUCACGUACGACUUCAUCAUUCGCAGGAAGCCUCUUUUUUACACCAUCAACCUCAUCAUCCCGUGUGUGCUCAUCACCUCGCUGGCGAUCCUGGUCUUCUACCUGCCCUCCGACUGCGGCGAGAAGAUGACGCUCUGCAUCUCCGUGCUGCUCGCUCUCACUGUGUUCCUGCUGCUGAUCUCCAAGAUCGUCCCCCCCACGUCACUGGACGUCCCUCUUGUGGGGAAGUACCUGAUGUUCACCAUGGUCCUGGUCACUUUCUCUAUCGUCACCAGCGUGUGCGUGCUCAACGUGCACCACCGCUCGCCCACCACACACACCAUGCCCCCUUGGGUUAAGCUGGUGUUCCUCAACAAGCUUCCCGCCUUGCUCUUCAUGCGCCAGCCCAGGAACAGCUGCGAGCGCCAGCGGCUGCGCAAGAGAAGGAGGGCCCAGGAGCAGAAGGAGGGCGGGCGCAGCGGGGAGGCGGGGGCCCUGAUGGUGGGGCUCGGGCUGAGCGGCGCAGGCGGGAACGGAGGGGCGACCUCCACGGGGGUGUUCGGCAAGGAGGACAAUGACCCCUGUACCUGCUAUGUGAACCGGGCGUCUGUUAAACAGUUUGGAGGGGAUCUGGGAGGAGCAGGCGGGGGAUCCAUGGAUGGUCUGAACAGGGUGAGGGAGGGCCGGGAAGGGGCCUCUGGGAACCUGCCGCGGGGGAAGCAGGCAGCAGGAGGUCCCGCUCUGACUCAGGCCCUGCUGGCUCAAGCCUGUCCGGGCUUCGAGGAGGCUGUGGAGGGAGUACGCUUCAUCGCCAACCACAUGAAGAGUGAGGAUGAUGAUCAGAGUGUGAGCGAGGACUGGAAGUACGUCGCCAUGGUGAUCGACCGCCUCUUCCUGUGGAUCUUCGUGUUCGUGUGCGUGUUCGGCACGUUGGGCAUGUUCAUGCAGCCGCUCUUCCAGAAUUACACAGUCAAGGUCAUCAGCCCGCCAGGCUGACCGUCCCCAGGCCCCGAGAACACGCUGAACCAGACAGCUCCCCCCGACCAAUCAGCAACAGCAGGACAAGGACCGGAGGUGGUGGUGGUGGGGGGGGGUGGGUCUCGGUUUUAUUGAACUGGAAACCAGAACUGGAACU
Molecule: messenger RNA, 2132 nt
Organism: Sebastes umbrosus (honeycomb rockfish)
Lineage: Eukaryota; Metazoa; Chordata; Actinopteri; Perciformes; Sebastidae
Gene: chrnb2
Product: cholinergic receptor, nicotinic, beta 2
Exons: 6
Coding region: 347-1993 (548 amino acids)
Biological process (GO): nervous system process; regulation of membrane potential; chemical synaptic transmission
Cellular component (GO): synapse; postsynaptic membrane; neuron projection
Molecular function (GO): acetylcholine-gated monoatomic cation-selective channel activity; transmembrane signaling receptor activity
Source: RefSeq, a predicted model, not a curated record